Molecule: messenger RNA, 1474 nt
Organism: Glycine soja
Lineage: Eukaryota; Viridiplantae; Streptophyta; Magnoliopsida; Fabales; Fabaceae
Product: serine/arginine-rich splicing factor RS2Z32-like
Exons: 6
Coding region: 392-1168 (258 amino acids)
Biological process (GO): mRNA splicing, via spliceosome
Cellular component (GO): nuclear speck
Molecular function (GO): mRNA binding; zinc ion binding
Source: RefSeq, a predicted model, not a curated record
GUUUUGCAGAGCUAGAAGAAAUCAACGAUGCCUCGCUAUGAUGAUAAAUAUGGUAAUACCCGCCUCUAUGUUGGACGGUUGUCUUCGAGGACUCGUUCCCGUGACCUGGAGCGUGUCUUCAGCAGAUAUGGAAGGUUUCUGAGGUUUUCUCUAAACCUGGAGGUCUUUGUUGGGAGGUUGGCCUUGGUGGAAUUUGUGGAAAUUCCUGUCGAGUAUUGACUUUGGCGAUUCUUUCUGUAAUGUUAUUGCGUGUUUUUUAUGGAAAUGGCAACACUCCCAAACUGGUGUUUAGUUCGUCUUUGAGGGGUGAUGUAUCAUACAGUUCCAGUAGUUAAGUAAUGAUGGCCUUAUUGUUUCUGGAAACCAUUUCCGCAGAGUUCGAGGCGUAGAUAUGAAGAAUGAUUUCGCCUUUGUUGAAUUUAGUGAUCCUCGAGAUGCUGAUGAUGCUAGAUACAACCUGGAUGGUCGUGAUGUUGAAGGAAGUCGUAUUAUUGUGGAAUUUGCCAAGGGGGGUCCUCGUGGUUCCCGGGACCGGGAAUAUAUGGGUCGGGGUCCACCUCCUGGAUCUGGGCGAUGCUUUAACUGUGGCAUUGAUGGUCAUUGGGCCCGAGAUUGCAAAGCCGGGGAUUGGAAGAACAAGUGUUACCGUUGUGGGGAAAGAGGUCAUAUAGAAAAGAACUGUAAGAACAGUCCCAAAAAGUUGAGCCAACGUGGACGGAGUCUUUCACGUUCACCAGUAAGGUCACGUUCUCCUCGUCGUGGAAGAAGCAGGGAUCGAAGCUACAGCCGAGACCACAGCUACAGCCGAUCGAGAUCUCCUGUCAGAAGAGAACGAAGCCCAGUUUCUGAAGAUAGAUCACAGAGUCGUGAGCCCUCCAAGAUAAGGAAGCAUAGUGCAUCACCUGACCAAAGCAGCCCACGGAAGAGAGGUGACACAUCUCCUGGCAAUGAUAGGUUGGCCACUCAUCAAGAUGGGUCUGACUACAGUGAUGGUCCUAGAGGGAAAAGUAGAAGCCCUGCUAGCCCUGCAAGGGACCGUGAUGAGGGUGGCUAUGAUAGCCCUAAAGCUAAUGGACAUAGCCGCAGCCCCAGCCGGAGCCCUAGGGAUGAUGACAGGAGCCCCAUUGAUGAAGAUGAUGACAACCACCGUCGCUCACAGUCACCUUGAAAACAGCACUUCCUGAUAAAAUGAGGUCAGGAUGUGACCCAAUUUGUAUCUGCUUUGUUUAUAAAAUGCACUCCAGCUUAAUUAUGUGACAAUUGUUUCUGAAAACAGUUUUAUGUAUCCUAUUUUUCAGAUUCUUGCUGGUCAAGCAGCAUGUAUGGCUUACCUAGAAUAUGGAGUGCAUGAAUUUGUUUCAAAUGUUGGCAUAAUUUAAAUCAAUAUGAACUAUUGUGAGAAAUUUAAAUCUGGCAUGUUUUGAAUCCUUUCAACUCAAAUAAUAUAGAUCUUAAGGUUUUUCUAUUUUUUUCA